AUGCCCCCCCGUCGACGGGCUGCUCCCCGUCCGCCCAAGCCAAAGCGCGUAUGUCCUCACUGCAACCUCCCGCGUAGUGAGCGGCAGAUCCGCCGACAUCUGGAGCCAUACCAAGAGGGUAGAGGAUACAUGUUGGACUCGGAGUCUGAGCCGGACUCGGGCAACACCAGCAGUUCUGACAAUGCUGACAAGGAGCCUGACCACCCACAUGUGCUGGGACAGGACAAAGUGCCCCCCAACGUUCCCGGUGAUAUUGACCUUGGCCCUCCUGCUCACGCGGAUUUAGAUCCGCUAGCCAACAACGACCUUCACGACAUGCCACCUCCGCUUGAGCAUGUCCAAAUUCUCGACGACCUUCGGAGGAUUCUUCGUAAUCCCCACGCCAUGCUUGACCAGUGGGGCAAUUAUGUCAAGCCCGACGCCUCUGAAGCUGACGACCGUUCCAUCCGCAAAGGGUCUGUCAGCAGCAACAAAGACCCCGCGUUCAAGGAGCGAAUGGAUGAGCCCAAACUAGACCCCAACAACCCAAACGACGAGCCCUACAUCGACAUUGACGUGCUCCGGAACUUCCUCAACAAGCACCUGGCUGAAUUAGACAAUGACGAAUGGGAAGAACUCCAGGCUCACAAGCUUAACCCUGGGGAUUGUAAGCUCCUUGAGCUUCUUGCUACCCGGCUUUGGACCCGCUUCUUGCGUUCAAUGUGGAACGAUCUUUGCCUUGGGCCUGGCGCCGCCUUCGCAUCCUUGCUGGUCUUGAUACCAAAACCUACCAUUUGUCGUACACCACUGUAA
Messenger RNA from Rhizoctonia solani, 792 nucleotides. Its product is annotated as Transposase family Tnp2 protein. Bases 1 to 792 code for a protein of 263 amino acids. The record is from RefSeq and is a predicted model, not a curated record. NCBI's taxonomy places the organism in Eukaryota, Fungi, Basidiomycota, Agaricomycetes, Cantharellales, Ceratobasidiaceae. The transcript has 5 exons.